Symbiodinium sp. CCMP2456 is the source of this 768-nucleotide messenger RNA. The record is from the annotation of a GenBank genome assembly. NCBI's taxonomy places the organism in Eukaryota, Dinophyceae, Suessiales, Symbiodiniaceae.
AUGCAGCCGGUCUUGCCCGCUAAGCCAGCGAAUGGCGAAGCAUCCAGUGCCAUGGCUUCGCGCAGUAGAGCAUGGGCCGUCGUUGCCGCCUGGGUCUCCUGUCCACUUGUCCUUCGGCGAGCUCGACGAACUCGUCGGGCUUGUGCCCAGAACAUGAGGGGCGAUGCUUGGUUGGAAGCGAAGAACUUCCCGAGGCAGCUGUGGGAUCUUACUGCAGAGGAGCAUCAAGUGCUCCGAGAUGCUGGCCGCGUCCAGAAGCAGGCGCAGCUGGGCAGUCGAGGAUGGGGUCUGGUGCGGAUCAAUGUCCGAGCUCCAGAUCACGUGGUGUUACGUUGCUUAAGCAACUUCCGGCAGUACCCCGACAUGAUGUCCGCCAUCCGUGCGGCAGAAGUGAGCUCCAUGUCGCCAGCAGCAGAUGCUGCAACGGUCGCCAAGUGCACCUACAGAAUAACGAGAUUCUGGUUCGAGAUUCCUGCGGUGCACCAUGUGGACCAGCGGCGCGGUCGCGUAAGCUUCGACAUAGAUCCAGACGCGACAGGCCUUGUGCUUCGAGAGGCCUCCGGUUUCUGGCAAGUCGUUCCGUGCCGGCAGAACCCCGGAGAGUGCCGAGUUGUUUUCCGUGUCUACGCGCAUGCUUCCAAGCUGAUGCCAGAGUGGCUUGUAGAGUAUGGCGCCCGGAAGUGUCUCAAGCGUGCCACAAGCUGGCUGAAGCCAUUUGCGGAAAAGCUUUGGCAGGAGUCAAAACAGACGGUGCCCGCUGCGGCCUGA